Messenger RNA from Schistocerca piceifrons (Central American locust), 1356 nucleotides. Its product is annotated as ankyrin-2-like. Bases 55 to 1251 code for a protein of 398 amino acids. The record is from RefSeq and is a predicted model, not a curated record. Gene Ontology annotation, molecular function: ubiquitin protein ligase binding. Lineage: Eukaryota; Metazoa; Arthropoda; Insecta; Orthoptera; Acrididae. The transcript has 4 exons. Gene Ontology annotation, cellular component: cytoplasm. Gene Ontology annotation, biological process: regulation of proteolysis; proteasome-mediated ubiquitin-dependent protein catabolic process.
UCACGUGGCGACCUCACAUGCGCCGACGCUCGAGACCAUGGAGAAUCAUCCGCAAUGGAAGCAGUUAAGGACGUAAAGAAGUCGAUGGCCGUGAACCUGGGCGACCUCAUGGAUGCUGGGGACGACGCCAUGGUCAUACUCGUGGCAGGCGACACACGGCUGGUGGUGCACAGGGCCGUCCUGGUGGACAGGAGCCCCGUGUUCGAGGCCAUGUUCGCCCACGACACCCUCGAGGCCAGCAGCGGCGCGGUGAGCAUCCUGGACGUGGGGGGCCCGGUGCUGAGGCAACUGGUCUCCUACCUGUACACCCUGCAGGCCCCCCAGCUGCCCAGCGCGGCCCCCGAGCUGCUGGCCACAGCGGACAAGUACGGGCUGUUGAGCCUGAAGGCGGAGUGCGAGCGGCAGGUGGCCGCCCAGCUGACCGUGGAGACCGCGGCGGCUGCAGCCACCCUCGCGGUCCGCCACUCCUGCAGUGACCUCAGGCAGGCCGCACUUGCCUUCAUCAAGUCCUGUCCGUUCGAGGUGAUGGCCACUCAGGGAUGGGCAGAUGCCAUGCGGAAGCAGCCGGAAGACCUAAUUGAAGUCAGUCGGCUGCUGUACGAUCCACCGCCACAAACCAGCACACCAGUCUCUACACAGCUGAGACCCACCGCCGCUGCCACCACCACCACCACCACCGCUGCCACCACUACCAGCGCACCCUGCCAGACCCCUGCUGCAGCUGCUCUGUCCACGUCUCCUCCACUUGAUGAAGCAACCGUCUCUCGCCUGCGAAGCCUCUCUGCAGACGAGAGAGACAGGAGGCUGAUCAAGGUGGCUAACCAGGGGUCGGUGGGGGAGCUGAGGGAGCUGCUCGCCGCGGGGGCCGAUGUGGGGGCUCGGAGCACGGGUGGAUUUACUGCCCUGCACUAUGUAGCUGUCAGAGGAGACGUCGAGGCGGCGAGGUGGCUGGUGAAGGCCGGUGCAGCGCUGGACGCCAGGAGCAACUGCCAGAACAUGCCUUUGCACUUGGCUGCACUGCGGGGCAACGCGGCUGUGGUGCAGCUGCUGCUGACAGCGUCUGCCGACCCCAACGCAAGGGCUAGCGGUGGGUUGACGCCGCUGCAUUGUGCGGCAUUAAAUGGCCAUGCAGAAGCGGCGGCUAAGCUGCUCGAGGCGGGGGCCAACAGGAGGGCGAGAACUGAAAAUGGGCGCACAGCAGUGGACAUCGCCAGGUCGUACAGCACGCGGCUGAUGCAAAUCCUGUCAUGAGACAACCAGUCCACAAACUCGUCUGAAAAAAAAUAAAAAAUAAAAAUAAUAAAAAAAUAAAGUAGAACAGCGUCUCCAGAUUUUCAAAUAAAGACAAAAACUGAA